Messenger RNA from Coccinella septempunctata (seven-spotted ladybird), 1016 nucleotides. RefSeq names its product splicing factor 3A subunit 2 (gene Sf3a2). Bases 129 to 935 code for a protein of 268 amino acids. Gene Ontology annotation, cellular component: catalytic step 2 spliceosome; U2 snRNP; nucleus. The transcript has 2 exons. The record is from RefSeq and is a predicted model, not a curated record. Gene Ontology annotation, molecular function: zinc ion binding; nucleic acid binding. NCBI's taxonomy places the organism in Eukaryota, Metazoa, Arthropoda, Insecta, Coleoptera, Coccinellidae. Gene Ontology annotation, biological process: spliceosomal complex assembly.
UGCUGUUUGUCUAUGCUGCUGUUGUCAAUUGUCAUCAGUUUCUGGUUGUCAUGUUUUAAAUCAUCAUUUUCUCAUAUAAUAAUUCAAAUCUAAUGAAUGAGUGAAUUCUUUUAAAUAAAAGAACUGCAAUGGAUUUUCAAAAUCGACCGGGUGGUAAAACUGGUGGAGGAGGUGUAGCGUCAUGGUCCGAAACCAACCGGGAUAGACGAGAACGUCUUCGGCAACUUGCCUUAGAAACUAUAGACCUACAAAAGGAUCCCUAUUUUAUGAAGAAUCAUCUUGGAUCAUAUGAAUGUAAACUAUGCUUAACGCUGCAUAAUAAUGAAGGAAGUUAUUUAGCUCAUACACAAGGAAAAAAGCAUCAAGCCAACUUAGCUCGCAGAGCAGCUAAAGAAGCUAAGGAUGCUCCUACAUUGUUGCAGCCAAUCAAACCGAGGGUGGAACCGAAAAAAUUCGUGAAAAUUGGUAGGCCUGGUUACAGGGUGACGAAACAGAGGGAUCCUGAAAGUGGCCAACAAAGCCUACUAUUUCAAAUCGAUUACCCAGAAAUUGCUGAUAGUGUUCUUCCACGUCAUCGGUUCAUGUCAGCCUAUGAACAAAAAAUAGAACCUCCAGACCGUAAGUGGCAAUAUCUGUUAUUCGCAGCUGAGCCCUAUGAAACGAUAGCGUUUAAAGUGCCAAGUAGGGAGGUGGAAAAGGUAGAAACCAAAUUCUGGACACAUUGGAAUAAAGACACCAAGCAGUUCUUCCUUCAGUUCGCCUUCAAAAACGAAUCCAAAAAACCUACCGCAAUAAUAGCACGACCAUUAUUAGGUGGGGUGCCACCUCCCCCAAUGUUACCAGUGCCACCACCUCCGAGGCCACCAAUGUUCAAUCCCAUGCCCCCUCCUCCCAUGGUAGGAACUGUUUUGCCGGUUCCUCCACCUCCUAGAUAAUAAGAGUAUCUUACAAUUAUGAUAAAACGUACGUUUUACAUGGAUCAGAAAAUAAAUUUUUCAAUGGAUAUUCGAUCCUUA